CCUAUUUGCCUCGUUCGUAGUUUGUCCUCUGUACUUAAUAAUUUUGUUGUCUUUAGGGUUUUCCGACUCUGUCUCUUCCCUUCGAAUCCUUUUGUCUGUUUCGCUUCCAGAUCCAUCCGCUUCCAACACACUAGCCGUUGCUUUCCCGCCAUUUUCAAAACCGACUCGCCGCGUUCUCUUCGGAUCCGUUAAUUCAAUUUAAAAAAAAAAAAAUCAAACCUUUUAGAUGGCAGCGUCGUCGUCGUCGGAGAAGAAGAAGGAAGAGAACACGGAGGGAGGAGGUGAGUUGUUGUUCUGUGGCGCCACCUCUUGGGACAUCAUUGGACGUCGCAAAGGUGGACUCGAAGGCAACUUGGUCUCUCCCACUCGCUUAAGGCCACUCCUCGGCAUCGACAUUCGUUUCGUCGCCUCUGGUUGCGCUUCGUGUCAUUGUGUGGCAUUGGACGUUGAAGGUCGUUGCUACACCUGGGGACGCAAUGAGAAAGGUCAGUUAGGUCAUGGAGAUAUGAUCCAACGUGACAGGCCUACCAUUGUCUCAGGACUCUCCAAGCACAAGAUUGUGAAAGCAGGAGCAGGGAGGAGCCACACGGUUGUGGUUAGCGAUAAUGGGCAGUCCUUUGCUUUUGGCUGGAAUAAGCAUGGGCAGUUGGGUUUAGGCACCACCGCCAAAAACGGCUUUGUUUCUGCGGAAGUUGAAUCUUCGCCUCUUCCGUGUGUUGUGUCUGAUGAGGUCAUAGACAUUGCAUGUGGGGCUGAGUUCACAGUGUGGCUAUCUUCUACUGAAGGAGCCUCUAUACUGACUGCCGGACUCCCACAGUAUGGUCAGCUUGGUCAUGGAACUGACAAUGAGUUCAAUAUGAAGGAUAGCUCGGUUAAACUGGCCUACGAAGCUCAGCCACGCCCUAAAGCCAUAGCCUCUCUUGCGGGUGAAACAAUUGUCAAAGUUGCAUGUGGAGCAAAUCAUACAGUGGCCGUCGAUAAGAAUGGGUUUGUUUACACAUGGGGCUUUGGUGGAUAUGGAAGGCUUGGACAUAGGGAGCAGAAAGAUGAAUGGUCUCCUCGCCGCAUUGAUGUGUUUCAGAGACAUAACGUUUUACCUCCUAAUGCUAUUGUCUCUGCUGGCACUGCAAACUCCGCUUGUACUGCUGGUGGGGGACAGUUAUACAUGUGGGGAAAGAUGAAGAACAAUGGUGAUGAUUGGAUGUACCCUAAACCUAUGAUGGAUUUAAGUGGUUGGAACUUGCGUUGGAUGGAUUCAGGAAGCAUGCAUCAUUUUGUUGGUGCGGAUAGUUCUUGCAUAAGCUGGGGUCAAGCUCAGUAUGGAGAACUUGGUUACGGCCCCAACGGUCAAAAAUCCUCUGCAGCGCCUAAAAAGGUGGAUUCACUCGAGGGAAUGCAUGUAAUGGGUGUGGCAUGCGGUUUGUCCCAUUCUAUGGUCAUAGUUGACAGAACAGAUAUCACUGAUCGUCUUGAGCAGCUCGAGAUCUACGACGGGAAAGGAUCAUUAGAAGAGACUGUAGAACCAAAAGAAGAAACUGUGGCAACAACAAAGCAACAACCUGCCAGAAGAGGUGCUACUAAAAAGAGGAAAGCGUCAAAAGCUUCUUCCGAGUCUGAACAAGACAGUGAUGAAGAAAACAGUGACAAGGAGAAGGAAGCUCAAGGUAGCGACAGCGAGUACAGUGAAGAUGGAGAAGAAGAAGCCAAUGGAAAGAAACAGAGUACUCGUGGCAGAGGACGUGGCCGUGGCCGUGGAGGAAGAGGCCGCGGUGGCCGCACCGGUAAUGGAAAAGCUUCGCCGGUGAAGACCAGUGGAAGAAGAGGAAGACCACGUAAGUCUUAGAAAACUAGCUUUUGACUCCAAGUUUUUUCUCUCGUUCUUUCACACAAUGAGAGGCUAAGAAACACCUUUUCUGCUUUACCAAACAUUUGUUUUAAAGCUUAUCGGCGGCUUCUGUAUUCUGAUGUAAACCACAUCGAAUGAUUUACAUUUUCGGUUCGAACAGUUUUCUGAUCUCAUCUAAUGAAAAAAGUGGUACGGUUUUGUCUUGCA
This is a messenger RNA of Raphanus sativus (radish), 2053 nucleotides long. RefSeq lists its product as uncharacterized. The record is from RefSeq and is a predicted model, not a curated record. The transcript is spliced from 16 exons. NCBI's taxonomy places the organism in Eukaryota, Viridiplantae, Streptophyta, Magnoliopsida, Brassicales, Brassicaceae. The coding region runs from base 227 to 1843 and encodes 538 amino acids.